AUGGAACCGGCGGAACAUUGUUACGCCCGGCAUGGAGCGUCGCUCGACGAACCCCCUCCUCCGGCCUCACCUCGUCGGGACAGCCGCUGCAAGGCUCCCAACAUACAAGCCACAACGCCGUCCACCAGUACACGAAGAAGAAGGAAUCCCGCCUUCCGCUUCCUCAUGCACGCUGCUGCGACCGUGGAUAUUGGUCUCGGCCGGGAGCAAAAGAUGAACAAGCUUCCCCCUUCGCCGUUGGCAGUCUUGAUAUUGUACGGACGAUGCUCAACUGCUGGGCAUCCCCCAACUCACCGCCACAGAGCUUGGUGCCACCACCAGCGACAAGGCGGUUGGACAUUUGGCUCGCGCCCAAUCGAGAAGCGCCAGAGGAAAAAUGCGCCCAAGCUGAACAGGGCUGAAAUACACGCCACAGCAAACGAGAAACUGCAUUGGCUGCAAGAGCCAAUAUCGGAACUCAGCUCGACUGGGGCUAGCCAGCACCCGAAACCUUGA
Cordyceps militaris CM01 is the source of this 495-nucleotide messenger RNA. RefSeq lists its product as uncharacterized. The coding region runs from base 1 to 495 and encodes 164 amino acids. The record is from RefSeq and is a predicted model, not a curated record. Lineage: Eukaryota; Fungi; Ascomycota; Sordariomycetes; Hypocreales; Cordycipitaceae. The transcript is spliced from 2 exons.